Molecule: messenger RNA, 1552 nt
Organism: Xiphophorus maculatus (southern platyfish)
Lineage: Eukaryota; Metazoa; Chordata; Actinopteri; Cyprinodontiformes; Poeciliidae
Gene: june
Product: transcription factor jun-D-like
Exons: 2
Coding region: 202-1176 (324 amino acids)
Biological process (GO): regulation of transcription by RNA polymerase II; regulation of cell cycle; regulation of cell population proliferation
Cellular component (GO): transcription regulator complex
Molecular function (GO): DNA-binding transcription factor activity, RNA polymerase II-specific; transcription factor binding; RNA polymerase II cis-regulatory region sequence-specific DNA binding
Source: RefSeq, a predicted model, not a curated record
CAUUAUUCCGGCUCCCUCCUCUCCUCUCUUCUCUUUCGUCUCUCCGGGGUUUUUUCUGCUCCGGUACCGGUUCGGCGGCCCGCGGAGGUUCUGCAGCUCUUCAUCCUGCGGCUGCAGACGUCAGUGGAUCUGCUGAGACGUUCAGGUUAAUCGGAUUAUGCGGCUCUCCCCUCUGACCUCUCCCUGUCCGUGACGGUUGCCAUGGAGACUCCGUUCUACCACGACGACACGCCGGCCGCGCCCAGCUUCAGCCAGGUGGCCGAGUACGAGCGCUACCCGGGCGGGAAGAUGCUGAUGAGCAAGAAGGCGGCGUCCCUGGGCGGCGGCCACCACUUCCUGGGCGGAGGCAACGCCGCGGCAGGAAGGGGCGGUAACCAUGGCAACCUGGGCCUUCCCGGCAGCAGCGCCCUGAUGGCGCCCGGCUCUUCGUCCGCGGCGGCGGACAUGAACCUGCUGAAGCUGGCGUCCCCGGACCUGGAGCACCUGAUCAUCCAGUCCAAUCAGGGCCUGGUGUCCACAAGCCCCGCCUCCAGCGCCGCCAACCCCUUCCUGUACCGCAGCCCCGCCACCAACGAGCAGGAGGGCUUCGCCGACGGCUUCGUCAAGGCGCUGGCCGACCUGCACAAGCAGAACCAGCUGGUGGGCGGCGGACACGUGUCCCCGCCUGCGUCCUACCAGAGGAACCUGAUGUCCGGCGGAGACAUGCCCGUCUACACCAACCUGAGCAGCUUCACCCCGGGGCAGAUGUCCUACCCCGGGGGGCAGAUGGCGUACGGCGGCGGGCCGCACAGCCACGGCCGCGGCCCGGACGCCCCUCAGACCGUCCCCGAGGUCCCCCACCCGCCCGGCGACCCCGCGUCCCCGCCGUCCCUGUCCCCCAUCGACCUGGAGACGCAGGAGCGAAUCAAAGCCGAGCGCAAGAAGCUGCGCAACCGCAUCGCCGCGUCCAAGUGCCGCAAGCGGAAGCUGGAGCGGAUCUCCCGCCUGGAGGAGAAGGUGAAGGUCCUGAAGAACCAGAACUCGGACCUGGCGUCCACCGCCGCCAUGCUGCGGCAGCAGGUGGCCCAGCUCAAGCAGAAGGUCAUGAGUCACGUCACCAACGGCUGCCAGAUCGCCGUGGCGACCGGAACCGCCGCCGCCAAGUCUGGACCCGGCAGCGAGAAUUCCAGCUGCUGAGCGGGACGACACCUGGACAGGUGAGGAACCGUCGGCCAAUCGGGUCGCAGCGGAGGCGGAGCCAGACGACUGAGGAUCGUUUCCGGUUUGGGAUUCUUUAAAACCGGUUCUGGGAUUUAAACGUUUUAAAAUCUGACAGAUUUUAUUUCAACAUUUUACAGGAUUAAAACUGAAGAAACAUGACAAUAAAAACUUUGCAGUUUGAAGACAAUUUUCCAAAAUGGAAACAAAAAACUUUGUAAAAAUGUUUUAAUUUCCAUAUUUUCACUUUGAACAGUUUCCAUCCAAAUCCAUCAUAAACUGUCAUUUUCUCUUCAUAUUUUGUUUAUGAUAUUUUAAAUCUUCUCUGCAGAAACAAGUUUCUUUAUUCUGUUUA